CCCCACCCCGCCCCGCAAUCCGAGGAGACCCCGAAGUGAGCGGGACACGGUUCCCUGCAUCACUGAAGAUAGGAGGCAUGCCCGCGCUUGGCACCGGGACUGCGGCCGGCCCGCAGGUGCGGAGCAAGCAUGAUGAGACAGCGGAAGGACUUUCCCGGACCGUGCUGUCGCUCACCGGCCCGCACCAAUCACCACGCAGCUUGCCCUCGGGCCCUCCUCUGUGAGGGGCGUGUCCACAGUGAGUGAUAGACAGAGCCGCCCGCCCCGCUCAGCCCAGCCCACGUUGCUGCUUAGAUUGAAAUGCAGAACUCAAGCCACUUUCUACGGGGCACAGACUUCCUUUUACUCCUUCCUUUUGCACUCUCGCCGCCUCCUCCGGGGAAGAAGCGGAGGCACCCACGGCCUGGGGCAGCGACGGGCUGGGCCACUGAGGCCGUGCGAAAAGUUUCUUUCUGGGAGCUCGGAACUGGGGCCCGGUUGGUGUGCUGCUCGGAGCAAUGGAGCCAGCCUUUGGGGAGGUGAACCAGCUGGGAGGAGUAUUCGUGAACGGGAGGCCGCUGCCCAACGCCAUCCGGCUUCGCAUCGUGGAACUGGCCCAACUGGGCAUCAGACCGUGUGACAUCAGCCGCCAGCUACGGGUCUCUCAUGGCUGCGUCAGUAAGAUCCUGGCGCGCUACAACGAGACAGGCUCGAUCUUGCCUGGAGCCAUCGGGGGCAGCAAGCCUCGGGUCACUACCCCCACUGUGGUGAAGCACAUCCGGACCUACAAGCAGAGGGACCCCGGCAUCUUCGCCUGGGAGAUCCGGGACCGCCUACUGGCCGACGGCGUGUGUGACAAGUACAACGUGCCCUCUGUGAGCUCCAUCAGCCGCAUCCUGCGUAACAAGAUCGGCAACUUGGCCCAACAGGGCCAUUACGACUCAUACAAACAGCACCAGCCUGCACCGCAGCCGGCGCUGCCCUAUAACCACAUCUACUCCUACCCCAGCCCCAUCACUGCGGCCGCCGCUAAGGUGCCCACGCCACCUGGGGUGCCAGCCAUCCCCGGCUCGGUGGCCAUGCCGCGCACCUGGCCGUCCUCGCACUCCGUCACCGACAUCCUGGGCAUUCGCUCCAUCACCGACCAAGGAGUGAGCGACAGCUCCCCCUACCACAGCCCCAAGGUGGAGGAGUGGAGCAGUCUGGGACGGAACAACUUCCCCGCCGCCGCCCCGCACGCGGUAAACGGGCUGGAGAAGGGAGCCCUGGAGCAGGAAGCCAAGUACGGUCAGGCACCAAAUGGCCUCCCGGCUGUGAGCAGUUUCGUGUCAGCAUCCACCAUGGCUCCUUACCCGACCCCGGCCCAAGUGUCACCUUACAUGACCUACAGCGCUGCUCCUUCUGGUUAUGUUGCAGGACACGGAUGGCAACAUGCCAGUGGCACCCCACUUUCCCCCCACAACUGUGACAUUCCCGCAUCGCUGGCGUUCAAGGGAAUGCAGGCAGCCAGAGAAGGUAGUCACUCUGUCACCGCUUCCGCACUCUGAUGGGAAAUUCCGUCUGCAACAGCCUCACCCAGCCGCCCCCUUCCGCACACCCUCCCCCUCCUGCCCUCCAACCCUUUUGCCUGGAGAGCUGGCUGUAUGGACUCACAUCCUUUGUGCUGAUGACAAUUAUUUCUUGCCAUAACUUCUCUCUCACAGAAAACCUGACAGGACGUUAGAAUUUAAAAACAAAAGCAAUAUUAAGGACUGAAUGAGACAUUUGUGCUGCCCACACACUGUUCUAAUGUAGUGAAGAAACCUGCACCCCUCAAAGGGCUUAAGGAACUUUUUAAACUAGUCUUUGGUAAAACCACAUGUGUAUAUUUAUUCUAAAUCGACCUAAACUUUUGAAAUGUGCAAUUGUUGAGAUUUUGCAAAAUCAAUAAAGGAAAAUACAUAUAGAAAAAAGUUAUGCUACACCCUCUAAUCAAAUAAGGUGACCAAAUAAGUCUUAAUUCGUCAUUAGGAAACCAAUCAAUAAUUGAUUUGUUUGAGUGAUCCUUUGUUUAUUUUUAAGAGGUGACCUAUUUUGUUGGAGAAUAUAUGUAUAACACAGCAAUAUCUGAAUUUAGCUUCUCCCGGUGUUCUGACUUGGUUCCAAAUAUGACAAUGUUUAUAUUUCCUAUUAGUUUGUAAAUAUGGACUCUGGAUGGUGCAUUUGUGUUUUCAUUCCGUGGGAUACCCCUCUCCCCCAACCCUCUCUAUUUUUUCUGUCUUUUCACAAAGGUGACUUUCUGGCAAUGUCUUUGUCUCUGUUUGGUGGCGGGCUGCUCAGGCUCCUGGACCUGGACUUGCCAUAAAUUCUGUGUGUGCAGUGAAGGCUUCCACAUGUCAUGAAGGACGUUUUCUUUCUACAGCAGAGGAUUCAAAAAACAGCCUCAACAAGCCAGUCUCCCAUUCUGUAUCCUACCUAAUCCAACAACACACACGCCAAACAUGCAAAGACAAGAGAGGGUGGAAAAUAUCUGAACAAGAAGGCUCUAAGGGAAGUCACUUAGAAACUUACGUUCAAUGUGAAACACUUUGCAAAGACACUUAAAAUGAACUUUAUGUUAAGAAAACCACUGUGAAACUAAAUUGUACUGUUAUUGUUGGCUUACCUGUGUGUUCAGCAAUCUCAGCCCAAAAUUAUGUUGUAAUUUAAAGAAAAUGGAAAAUUCUGCUCUAAUGAAUGUACAAAUGGCUUGCUGUGAAGUUUACAUUGUUGUACAGAAGUAUGUUUCACAUGUAGGUAAACUGGUGGUGGUAUUAGAAAUACAAAUCCUAUUUAAUUUUUAAAUUUCCCUUUAUUCAUUUCUGGAGUUACAG
Molecule: messenger RNA, 2831 nt
Organism: Phyllostomus discolor (pale spear-nosed bat)
Lineage: Eukaryota; Metazoa; Chordata; Mammalia; Chiroptera; Phyllostomidae
Gene: PAX9
Product: paired box 9
Exons: 5
Coding region: 498-1526 (342 amino acids)
Biological process (GO): regulation of transcription by RNA polymerase II; anatomical structure development
Molecular function (GO): DNA-binding transcription factor activity, RNA polymerase II-specific; RNA polymerase II cis-regulatory region sequence-specific DNA binding
Source: RefSeq, a predicted model, not a curated record